AUGGUCUCCCUCGCCCUCCUCCUCCUCGCCGCGUCCGCGCUCGCUACCCCCGUGCCCGACGCCGAGGCCGCGGACGCUGCCGCGCACGGUCCAUGCAAAUGGCCCAAGAUCGAGUGCUGCCCCGGCCUCUGCAUGCGUCCCGCGCGCUGCGCGCUCGUCCUCUGCGCCCCGCUGACCUCCGUCCCGACAAGCAGGCCGACAAUCACGCCGGCCCCGUGCGCACCCUGCCCCAAGGGCGCGUACUGCAUCCUCCCCCCGUGCCCGGGACCCACCAAGCCUCCGCCCGAGCCGACUGAGCCCGUCCCCGAGCCCACCAAGACACGCCCGACGCUCACGAUCGCGCCUACACGGCCGCCGUGCAAGAACACGUGUCCGCCAGGCAUGUUCUGCCCGGCGGUGUGUAUUCCGUGGGACGACUAG
Molecule: messenger RNA, 420 nt
Organism: Cutaneotrichosporon oleaginosum
Lineage: Eukaryota; Fungi; Basidiomycota; Tremellomycetes; Trichosporonales; Trichosporonaceae
Source: RefSeq, a predicted model, not a curated record